This is a messenger RNA of Cadophora gregata, 390 nucleotides long. RefSeq lists its product as uncharacterized. NCBI's taxonomy places the organism in Eukaryota, Fungi, Ascomycota, Leotiomycetes, Helotiales, Ploettnerulaceae. The transcript has a single exon. The record is from RefSeq and is a predicted model, not a curated record. The coding region runs from base 1 to 390 and encodes 129 amino acids.
AUGAGCUCUUCUCUUGUUGCGAGGGCAAAGGCAAAGGGGUUGAAAGUGUCGUCUCAGAUACCGAAGUGGCGCUCCAACUCUGCAAGGAAGACCUACAACGGAGACCUACAACGGAAUGCAAUUAUCAUUGCCGAUCGACAGAUGACAUACAGUAUAGCUCAAUCAUGCGUAACAAAUGGAAGUUUCCUCGCCUUGUCGUUCUCGCAGGAACAACUAGAAGCUUGUAAGCAGCAAGUUGCGCUGCGAUUUGGUGGUAAUGCAGCUCCUCUCGCUAUCACCCAAACUGCUGUAAAUGAGGACGAGAAGUUUGGACGACGAGAUGCUGGAGAAGCUGAGUGCAUUGUAUGUCUAUGCUGCUGGAGAGGAGUAAGACUCAGACUCGGAGGAUGA